Molecule: messenger RNA, 735 nt
Organism: Caenorhabditis bovis
Lineage: Eukaryota; Metazoa; Nematoda; Chromadorea; Rhabditida; Rhabditidae
Source: the annotation of a GenBank genome assembly
AUGGAGGACAACAAAAUCAAGGCUUAUCGCCUCAUCGGCUAUGCCGCAGUUUCGCUCAGUGCUGUCGGAAUCCUUUCGGUGUGCAUCACCCUUCCUUUGGUGUAUUCCUAUGUGAACAACCUCAAGGCUCAGAUGCACGCUGAUUUGAGACAGUGCCGUGAGACGGUCAACUCGGUCUAUGCCUCAGCGGUUGCAAUGCCAGCACUUCCAGCUAGCCGAAAUCGUACUGCUCGUGACGCCGGUUACGAGACCGAGGAUGCCGCUGUUGUCGGCUACAGCAGAGGCGGAACCUGCGAUGGGUGCUGUCUCCCAGGUGCACCAGGACCUGUCGGUCCAGCUGGUCGUCCUGGAAGACCGGGACGUCCAGGAGCCCCAGGAGUUCCAGGAAAUCCAGGACCAAAUGGACCAAAUGGACAUCCAGGAAACUCUGGCCCACCAGGACCACCAGGAGGACCUGGACGUUCGGACAAUCCAAAACCAGGAAAGCCAGGAACUCCAGGACGUCCAGGACCAAAGGGACCACGUGGACCAGCUGGACUACCAGGAACCGAUGGAGGACGUGGACAACCUGGAAGUCGUGGACCAGCUGGUCGGCCAGGAAAGCCAGGACUCGACAAAGUUCCAGGUCAGCCGGGACUGCCAGGAAACGACGGAACCCCAGGAGAACAAGGAAUCUGCCCCAAGUACUGCGCCAUCGAUGGCGGAGUCUUCUUCGAGGACGGCACUCGUCGUUAA